Molecule: messenger RNA, 2928 nt
Organism: Amaranthus tricolor (Joseph's coat)
Lineage: Eukaryota; Viridiplantae; Streptophyta; Magnoliopsida; Caryophyllales; Amaranthaceae
Product: protein root UVB sensitive 1, chloroplastic
Exons: 8
Coding region: 323-2290 (655 amino acids)
Biological process (GO): developmental process; response to UV-B
Cellular component (GO): chloroplast envelope
Source: RefSeq, a predicted model, not a curated record
GGCAAAAACUACUCGAACCCAAAAGUCCCGUUGUCUUGUGUUUACCCACUAUAUCCAUGAUUAUCUCAUAUCCAAGCACAAAAUUGUAAGAUCUCACCAGCCGCCGGCGAAUUGUCAGUCUGUCGCCGCCACUAUUCCUCAUCCUCCGCCGACGCCAAGUUUUUCCUUCCGCUUUAGAGUUUCCUUGUCAGGCCGUGUUAUGUUGUCAUAAUGUUGAUUAGGAGGGCUGCGAUUUCUACUAAAGAGUCUGCAACUCAAGCUUGUGUAGGUAUCUAGGAUUGAAUUCAUUGAUUUCGAUUGAUAGAAGCUAAACUAGUUACACAUGGCCUGCACUUGUGCUUCUACUGCACUUUUUUUGGAUAGUCGGAGACAAUCCACAUCUCGAGUGAAAACUGUUUUACCUCAUAAAAACAUCAAGGCUCACUUGGAGGCUCAUGAGUUUACUUUCAUUGCUAAAGUGAAUCGGUUGCAGCAUACAGUUGUUACUAAAGCAUUUGAUUUGAGACAUGCCUUUCCUUCAUUUAAACCUGAACUCUUGUUGGAUAGAGGCAAUUAUGGGAAUAAUGGCAACAACAAUAACAAUGGCAAUGGAAAUAACAAUGAUAAGAAUGAUGAUGAUGGUGACAAUGGCCAUGAGGAAAGUCAUGGUGCGUAUCUGUCUGCCUUUGCAGUGUUUUGGACCUAUCACGUGACUUCUUUUUUUGGUGACCAAGCUCGGGUAAAUUACCUCAAAUUCGGAGAGGGGACAUUUUCUGCUCGACAGCUUUUGCUAUGCUUGCUGUCAGUUUUGGGUUUUUUCCGCCUUUUCCAUUUGGAUUCCGCUAGUGCAAUAAGUGGAAAUGAUCUGGUUGGGAGGACUACAAAUGAGGAGGUUGUAUGGGAGAUCAAGGGAAGUCAAAGAAAAAAGCUUAUCCCCAAUCCUUCAAACGAUGAAUUUUUGGUGGUUCCAUCGUCAUCUCGAAUGCCUUCAUCAACAUCAGCUAAGGGGGAUAUGGAUGAUGGAAAUCCUAAUCUCUCGGUACGACUUCCUCGUUUAUGGUUGGUUUGUAAAGAUUUAGUUUUUCGUUUGAUGCUACCUGAUGGCUUUCCAGAAAGUGUGACCAGUGAUUAUUUGGAUUAUUCUUUGUGGAGAGGGGUUCAAGGUAUUGCCAGCCAGAUUAGCGGAGUACUUGCCACACAGUCUUUGCUUUUUGCUGUUGGGCUGGGAAAGGGGGCAAUUCCAACUGCAGCAGCAAUAAACUGGGUUCUUAAGGAUGGAAUUGGAUAUCUUAGCAAGAUCACGUUAUCAAAAUUUGGGCGACAUUUUGAUGUGCAUCCCAAAGGAUGGAGGUUGUUUGCUGAUCUUUUGGAGAACACUGCAUUUGGAUUGGAGAUGCUAACACCUGCUUUUCCUCAUCUUUUUGUCUUCAUUGGUGCUGCUGCAGGGGCUGGGCGAUCUGCUGCUACAUUGAUCCAGGCUGCCACUAGAAGUUGUUUUUAUGCGGGCUUUGCUGCAAAGAGGAAUUUUGCAGAGGUUAUCGCAAAGGGUGAAGCUCAAGGAAUGGUGAGCAAGUCUAUUGGUAUCUUGCUUGGGAUUGCAUUAGCUAAUAAAGUAGGCUCCUCAACACCACUCGCCUUGGCUUCUUUUGGUAUAAUAACUUGGGUCCACAUGUACUGCAAUCUGAAGUCUUAUCAAUCUAUUCAACUGAGGACUUUGAAUCCCUAUCGAGCAAGUUUAGUGUUUAGUGAAUAUCUUUUGAGUGGUCAGGUGCCUUCGGUUAAAGAUGUCAAUAAUGAGGAACCUCUUUUUCCUGUGUUACCUUUUUUGAAUUUGAGGCCGUCAUAUAAACCAGAUUCUUCAAAUCUUUCUAUUAAAGCCAAGAAUGCAGCUGCUGAAAUUGAGAGGCGGCUGGAGCUAGGAUCUGCACUCAGUGAUGUGAUUGAGAGAAGGGAGGAUGUGGAUGCCCUUAUCAAUCUCUAUAGAAAUGAUAACUACAUUUUAACCGAGUACAAUGGAAAAUUUUGUGUUAUACUUAAAGAAAGUGCUUCACCACAAGACAUGCUUCAGUCUUUGUACCAGAUCAACUUUCUAUAUUGGCUGGAGACAAAUGCUGGAAUAAAAUCGAAAACGGCUUUUGAUGACUGUAAACUGGGCGGCAAGUUACAGAUAUCUCUUGAUUAUACGCAAAGGGAGUUUGAGCAUGUGAAGCAUGAUAGUGAAAUAGCAGGUUGGGUCAUUGAUGGUCUUAUUGCUAGGCCUAUGCCUCACAGGAUUCGUGUCAACAAUGUUUUAGUAGCUGAUAGCACAUAAGAUCUCAACAAUUCCUGGACAAUAUACGAAAAGUGAAAAUGAUAUAUUGAUGGUGCAAUCGUCAGAUACCAAAUAUUUAUCCAGACAACAUUGUUUCGGCUGCGUCUAGUAACUGAUGUCGGCACAUGAUUUUGAUUAUUCUAGUAGAAGAGGAUGCACCAAUCUUUUGUAUUUAAGGCUUUGGCAUUGUUGUAGGAGAAGAAGAUGAUUGAAUUGUCGGAUGCAUAAGUAGUUCAAUUUGAUGUUUUUAUUUUAGAAAGAAAUGGGCGACUAAACAUCAAAGUUUAGUCUUUGUACUAAUUUGGUGUUGCUUUCCUUGGAAAAAGAGCAGAAGAAGCUAAUGUUUGGGACUCCAAGUGCCAAAAAGGCAUGCCAUUAGAUCAAUUCUACAACUUCAUUUAUUUGCAAACGUUCAUUAUUCAAUGAUUUAUAUAGCCUUCGGUCCUUGGGUUGAUGCACAUUUUAAUCUUCUGCACUGGGUUUAUUGCAAAUACUCCGUCCAUCUCUAUGAGAUUGCUUUAUUAAUUUGAAUGUGUUGCUAUGAAUUAUUUUUGUGGUAAAUAAUCUGAAAAUUAAUGGAAUGUAUUUAUACUAAUCGUUGUCCUCUAAACAAAUAUGAUCAAGUUAUGAUACCAAAA